AUGGAUUCCAAUUCCGCCUUGUCACAUGCGAACAACCUCCUCGCGCGCGCGGAAUCCUCAGGCCGCCCACCGGUGUACAAGGCCGUCGGUAUUUCACUGGCUGUUGCAUCGGGCGUCUUCAUCGGUAUCUCGUUCGUGGUGAAGAAAAUCGGACUGCUGAAGGCAAACGUGAAGUACAAUCAGGAGGCCGGUGAGGGAUAUGGAUAUCUGAAGAAUUUCUGGUGGUGGAUUGGCAUGACGCUCAUGAUUGUUGGAGAGAUCUGCAAUUUUGUGGCGUACGCAUUCGUCGAUGCGAUUUUAGUUACGCCGCUUGGUGCGCUAUCGGUUGUGAUUACGACGAUUCUGUCGGCGAUUUUCCUCAAGGAACGACUCAGUUUCGUGGGGAAGAUUGGCUGUUUCUGUUGUAUCAUCGGGUCGGUGACUAUUGCUAUGAAUGCGCCUGAACAGUCGUCUGUCAAGGAUAUUCAGGGCAUGCAGCAUUUUGUUAUUCAGCCUGGGUUUCUGGUCUAUGCUGGAUUGAUCAUCGUUGGAGCUGCCUUUACGGCUCUUUGGGCUGGUCCACGUUAUGGAAAGUCGAGCAUGUUUGUUUAUAUCAGUAUUUGCAGUAUGGUGGGUGGGUUGAGUGUCGUGGCUACUCAGGGCCUGGGCUCUGCUAUUCUCGCUCAGAUCAAUGGCGAGGAGCAGUUCAAGCAUUGGUUCCUAUACGUCUUGCUUGUGUUUGUUACUGGGACACUGCUUACCGAGAUUAUUUAUCUCAAUAAAGCGCUUAAUCUUUUCAAUGCCGCUCUUGUCACCCCGACUUACUAUGUGAUGUUCACUAGCGCUACCAUUAUCACUUCCGCCAUUCUGUUCCAGGGUUUCAAGGGCACAGGAAUCCAAAUUGCAACUGUGAUCAUUGGGUUUUUCCAAAUAUGCGCCGGUGUGGUAUUACUGCAGCUUUCCAAAUCUGCCAAGGAUGUCCCCGAUGCUGCUAUUUUCAAGGGCGAUCUAGAUCAGAUUCGAGAGGUUGCCGCGGUAGAAGAGCCCGAGUCUGAGCCUAAAGCAGACUCCAUUCGCGGUGCGGCCUCUAUCAUUCGUCGCAUUUCGACUGCUCGCCGUACUAUGGAAUCAGAUGAAGCCCGCCGUUUCUUCCGUGAUAAGCAUGAGGAUACCCUGACAGUGCCAGGCGAGAAUGAGAUAAUUGAAUGGGAUGGCCUGCGCCGGCGCAAGACUGUCCUUGGUGACGGACCAACCAUGGCACGACCAAUCACACCGCGAACACCCUCGGUCAAACAACAUCCACCGUGGGGCAUGUCCCGGUUGCCCGCUGAUGAGCAUGAGGAAGAUCAUCAACCUAGCACUAAGCAAAGCAGCCAUUCUUUCAUGGACAACAUUCGGUCUCGGGCUACCAGCGUGCUUCAUCCUUCCCAAUGGAAUGCUGUAAAUACAGGAGAGGAGAAAAGUUCUAACGUCAAUGCACAAUCAGUGGGGAUGACAGACAUGCCACACGAACGUGGCACUGCGGACACCGAAUGCCAUGGCGCCGGCGUGGCUGGAGGGUUGGAGGCUCCGUUCAACGCAAAUCGUCCGCGUAGCGAUACGCCGCGGUCUAUAUCAUGGGCAGACAAAAAGCCCGACUCCCUGGCACCCGAAUCUCUCGCCAACACUACCCGCCGCCAGUUCUCUUUUAACACCAUGAUGGGCCGUACGAAGACCGACAGCGAAUCUUCCGUCAACCCCGUACCAGGUUCGCCCCGUGGAAUCCUACGACGAACGCACCUAGCAGCCGAUCUACGCAAGUCCGCAACUGAGGAAGAAUCACUCGGUCUCGUCCACGGCGACUCACGCAAUUCUCAGCCCGAAGAAGAACCCCUGAACGAAAAGCUAGACCGCUGGUCGAGUGCCGAGUCAGAACUUGGCGAGCCCCAGCCGAUCUUCGCAGGGCGACCACACGGCAACUCCGUGUCCAGUAAUACGACCGCCGCUUUUCCCCCCUACGAGGACAACUACAACGACUACUCUGAAUCCAACAACCCCUACCAUCUCCCGCACAACCGACAAGUCACCUUAUCCCCAGAACCCCUCUCCCAUGAAGAGGAGGGUUGGGGACAACCUUCAUCGAGGGGCAGCGGCAGCAGAAUACACACACAGACAGACUCUUCCGUCCAUGCCCAAUCUCGCGCCCCACCUCCCGCCCAAUCCUCCUUCUCCACCCACCGCUAUCCAAAUCCGCUCCCGCCACUCCCUGAUAUCACACCCACCACCACCCUCGAUCUCAUGCCUACUUCAGCAGAAGUGUCGGGGUUUAGACCAGUCACUUCCCACUCUGAUGUGGUAACAGCUCAGACAAGAGGCCACGAUAACCCCUCGCCUACCUACCCGGCUCGCCAACAGAGCGGCUGGCGUCGGCAUAUGUCUGACAACAGCAGCCAUGACAGUGAGACAUAUGCUGCGCGCGGAGGUAGGAGAGGAUCGUUUAGAUGA
Penicillium digitatum Pd1 is the source of this 2463-nucleotide messenger RNA. Its product is annotated as DUF803 domain membrane protein. The record is from RefSeq and is a predicted model, not a curated record. Gene Ontology annotation, biological process: magnesium ion transport. Gene Ontology annotation, molecular function: magnesium ion transmembrane transporter activity. Gene Ontology annotation, cellular component: membrane. Lineage: Eukaryota; Fungi; Ascomycota; Eurotiomycetes; Eurotiales; Aspergillaceae.